Molecule: messenger RNA, 7265 nt
Organism: Leptopilina heterotoma
Lineage: Eukaryota; Metazoa; Arthropoda; Insecta; Hymenoptera; Figitidae
Gene: Hel89B
Product: TATA-binding protein-associated factor 172
Exons: 15
Coding region: 349-6009 (1886 amino acids)
Molecular function (GO): DNA binding; ATP-dependent chromatin remodeler activity; ATP hydrolysis activity
Source: RefSeq, a predicted model, not a curated record
CAACAUCUUGUUUUGAAACACAAAAUACAUUAACCCGUUUUAUUCAUGAAAUAUCGUAUGUUCUUUGAAUACAAAAAAAGUGAUUUCUAAAAAAAAACUCGAUUCAAAAUAAUUGCUACGUAAUAGGAGUGAAUUUGCACAUUGUUGUAAUAAUUAAACAUGAUUAGUCAUUAGCCUGAGACUUUGGGCGUAAUAAGGAAUUUCAUAUUUUCCAAGUUGAAGUUGAAAGUGAUUAUUUCGUAAAAGUGCAUUCAAUUUAUUGCAGUGUAAAUAAUGACGUGCGGGGACAAUAAUUCGGGCAAUAAAAUUUGAUAUUUGAAAGUAUCGAAACGAGAGUUCCUGAUAAAUAUGACUUCAAGAUUAGAUAGGCUAUUUAUUUUAUUAGAAACUGGAACGAAUGCUGUGACAAAACGUGCAGCUGCUCAACAAUUGGGAGAAGCUCAACGAUUGCAUCCUCACGAACUUCAUCAUUUAUUAACUAGAGUAUCAGUUUUAUUGAAAUCGCCACAAUGGGAUACAAGAGUUUCGGCUGCACAUGCAGUUCAGGCAAUUUUAUCACAAGUCCCACCUUGGAAUCCGGAACCCGUAAAGGAAGAGUUAAAUUCAAAUAAUUCAAAAUUAUCACAACGCAGAACAAGUAAUGCAAGUCGAAAAUUAAGUUUACAUGAUUUUGACAUGACACAAGUAUUGGCGAGAAGUUCACAUCUCACUGGUUCUGAAGGAAGUGAAUACGAUAUUGUUGGUGAUGAUCAAUCAUUGAUGAAUCAGGAGGAAAAAAUUGCCACCAAUUUAGGUUUACAUCCAAGAUUAAUGGGUGUUGAUGCUGCUGAAUUAUUCACGGCCGAGGAUUUAGCACCUGUUGUAUCAUUACCUGCCUCAAAAAACGCACCCAUCAAAGUUUCCAUUGAAGAGACUUUGGGUCAAGGCGAAGGUCUGAGCCGUCGUGAAAUGAACAGAGCGAGACGCAAGGCUCGCCAAUCCAUAUCAAAACAACGAUCAAGGGAUCCUGACGAGGGACCGCAAGAUCUUAGUACUACCUGUAAUAAUCAAUCUCAAUUAAAUAAUAGUGUAGAAAAUCAAGCUAAGAAAAUAAAAUUGGAGGAAACAAUCUCGGAAGGUUGGUGGAGUUCAAGUUCCAGUGAAUCAGGACUGACAGUGCCAGAUGGAACUGGCUGUUGGCCGGAAACAGCAAUUGACUGGCCUCUUGAAUCAUUUGCUGAAACUUUGUGUCAAGAUCUGUUUAGUCAAAAAUGGGAAGUGCGCCACGGUGCAGCUACAGCUUUAAGAGAACUCGUUCGUCUUCAUGGAAAAGGUGCUGGAAAAUCGAGGGACCAGACAGAAAAGGAAAUGGAGGAGAGUCACAGAAAAUGGGUGGUUGAUGCAGCACUGCGUCUUUUGUGUGUAUUAGGAUUAGAUCGUUUCGGAGAUUUUGUUUCGGAUCAAGUGGUUGCUCCGGUUCGAGAAACAUGUGCACAAGCAUUAGGAUCGUUGAUGUUAUUGAUAGCGAAGGAAAAAUGUGAAGACUUGUCAAAUAGUGAUAUAAUGGGUAUUUUAUCGGUUAUAUUGAAACUCUUGAAACAUGAUGAAUGGGAAGCAAGGCAUGGAGCAUUACUUGCUUUAAAGUAUUUAUUAGCUGUGAGAGAUGAUCUUUUGGAUGAUAUUCUUCCAAAGGCUUUUCCAGAUAUUAUGAAAGGAUUGGCUGAUCCUGUUGAUGAUGUUGGUGCUGCGGCAGCGAGCGCUCUAAUUCCAGUUGCUUCGGUCCUGCCACGAUUACUCGACCCUUCUCAAUUGGAAAUGGUUGUUGAGCAACUUUGGCAACUUCUCAAGGAGCAGGACGAUUUGGCAGCGGCAUGCAAUAGUUUCAUGGGUUUACUUGCUGCCAUUUUAUCAUUACCCGCUGCUCGGUCUUGUCUAAAACCUCAACCAUUGUCUGAGGUAUUACCUCGUAUGUGGCCAUUUUUCAAUCAUUCGAGUUCAAGCGUGCGAAAGGCGACAUUGCAAACGUUGCAAACAUUGACUGGAGACGAUGGCGAUGAUAAAGAGAAGAGAAAAGAACGUUGGGGCGAGAGUGGUAGUGUUGUUUUACAAGAAGCUCUGCGUCAUGUUUAUCAACGAGUAUUAAUUGAACACGUGCCUUCGAUACAGAAGGUGGCGGAGCGUGUUUGGGAAAAUCUAGUCGUUCGAAGUGAUCUCGAAAUGUUAUUGCACGCGGCGUGUCCAUUAGUUAGUACUUGGCUCUGUCUUGCCAUGCAACCGGAACACGUGCCCUUUAAUCUCAGUCUUCUAAUGAAUGUAUCGUCAACGCACAAGAAUACAAAAACAACACAAUCAAUUUGUGAUGAUGUGAGUGGAUCGAAUAAACCAACAUCGGAAUUGAAAAUUUAUCUUGGAGGAGUUGAAACUGUUUCUCAAAGUACAAGACACGCGAAUGUUGUUCGUGCCCGUUGUAUGACAUCAAAAAUGCUUGGAUUACUCUCAAGUUAUUUGGUGAUGCCUGCUCCGGGCGUUGUUUACACACCAGAAAUACCUAGUCCUGCACUUUGUUACGCCAAGGUACUCAUGGCGCAUCUCAAUUCAAAAUCCGCACUGCAAAGAACCGUUGUCGGUCUCACAAUGGCAUAUUGGGCAGCGAUCGACUAUCAAAAUUUACCAGAUGUGCCAGAAAAUCUCAGGGAUAAAUUAAUAGCGUGUUUAAACGAAUGCGUCUAUUAUGAUGAAGUAGCAGGAUCGUUCACAAGAUUAUUACACGAGAGUCGAGACUAUUUAGCAACAUUAAAACACUACAAGAUACCAAUACCCAUUGAGGUAAAUUCAUCGGGUGUGAUGACAUUGGAACAAGUAACGAUACUUGCAGCGAAACCAGUGCCUGGAGCUAUUAUAAGUGGAACUACGGGAAGUUCGGAAAAUGGAUCAGUAUCGGGAAUUGGAAGUAAUCCAGUGAUUGUUAAAUUAAAACCAAAAUUAGUUGAGAGUUUGGAGGAGCGUCGUCGAGGACUUGAGAAUGGAGCAAACACAACUGCAAAGCAACAACAUUCGUUUAAUAUAACGUCAAUGGCUGCUCUUGCUGGUGCUGCUACCAUGCUAAAAUGCCUGCCACCAGCACCACAGCCGUUAAAUCCAGUCAUCAAACCACUUAUGGAAUCAGUUAAACGCGAGGAGGACGAGGAAUUGCAAACAAUGUCCGCUAAAUAUUUAUCUCAUCUUGUUAAUUUUUGCGUUGAGAGGAAACCUUGUCCUAAUACUAAGAUAGCAACAAAUUUAUGUACUUUCUUGUGUUCGGAUGUUGAAUUCACGCCAAGAGCAACAGGUGGGACGAAUUAUGAUCCGUUUGAUGGGAUUUUGACUUUGAGUAAUAGACAAAAAUAUGCAGAGAGAGUGGCUUACGGUCGUGGAGUGUGCGCCGGAACUAGUGGCGUUCGAGGACCAGGUCGACCACCAGCGACAGAUAUUCCUUUAGAAGAAUUGCUCGCCUGUGAAGAACCCGAGGCAAAAGCAGCUCGAACGACACGACGUGGAGCGACUUUUGCCCUCACGGCUAUCGCCACUCUAUUUGAUACUCAUUUUCCGUCUCGAUUGCCACAUCUUUGGGAUUUAAUGGUUCCGACAAUUAUACGAAACACUGAAACACAAGGGAGAAAUUUUCAGGAUACUAAUUUCCAGGAACAAGUCAACCAAUUAGUGUUUAGCUUACAAUUGCUAGAGAUAAUAGCUCCUCAUAUAGCUCAACCCCUUCUACCUCAAAUCUUGGAGUGCCUUCCAUAUUUAUGUAUCCUCUUAGCUCAUCCUUAUAAAGCUGUGAGGCACAUGUCGUCCCGUUGCAUGGCUGUCCUUUCUCUCCUCGAUGUCGAUAAGACGAUGCCGUACAUUGUUCGUAGUGUGAUACCUUUGUUAGAAACAACUAAUGCGGAGGAGAGAAUUGAUCGAGCGAGACCAAAUGAUAUGGAUAUUCGUCGUCAAGGUGCGGCCGAAGCUUUGGCUUGCCUUGUGGAAAAACUAGAAGUAAGAAUCGUACCGUACGCUGUAUUAUUUAUGGUCCCAUUACUCGGUCGGAUGAGCGAUCAAAAUCAAUUUGUAAGAUUAGCGUGCAGUUCAACGUUUGCAACACUCGUUCAAUUAUUGCCUUUAGAUCCUGGCGCAAUUGCAGAUACACCUCAUCUUGUAGAGGAAAAAGCGCAAGAGAGACGAUUUUUGGAUCAACUACUUAAUCCACACAAUAUUCCUGAUACAAAAAUGCCGAUAACUGUUGUUGCGGAACUUCGAUCUUAUCAACAACAGGGUUUAAAUUGGCUUGAUUUUUUAAAUCGUUAUCGACUUCAUGGUAUUCUUUGUGAUGAUAUGGGUUUGGGAAAGACUCUACAAACACUCUGUAUUCUUGCUUUGGAUCAUCACAGGAAUCCACAGGCACCGCCGAGUAUAGUUGUGUGUCCCCCAACUCUUACAGGUCAUUGGGUGUACGAGGUAGAAAAAUUCUUCACCACACUUGAUCUUUCUGUUAUUCAAUACGCUGGAGCGCCGUCGGAACGUGAAAAAAUACGAUCACGAGUACCACAAUGUAAACUUGUUGUGGGAAGUUAUGAUAUUCUUCGUAAGGACAUUGAAUUUUUCGAAUCAAUUCAAUGGAAUUAUUGUGUUCUUGAUGAGGGUCAUAUUAUUAAAAAUGGAAAGACAAAAAGUGCAAAGGCCACUAAGAGACUUCACGCUUAUCAUCGACUCAUUCUCACAGGGACACCGGUACAAAAUGAUGUUCUUGAAUUGUGGUCACUUUUUGAUUUUCUAAUGCCCGGCUUCCUUGGCAGUGAGAAACAUUUUGCCGCGAAAUAUUCACGUCCAAUUUUAGCGUGUCGUGAUCCUAAAGCUGGACCAAAGGAACAAGAAGCUGGAGCUCUGGCAAUGGAGUCGCUACACAGACAAGUUCUACCAUUUCUCUUGCGUCGACAUAAAGAGGAUGUUCUCAAGGAUUUACCACCGAAAAUCACUCAAGAUUAUUACUGUGAACUCUCGUCAGUUCAACGAAAAUUGUACGAGGACUUCCAGUCGAGACACUCGGAAACAUUGAUGACAAAUUCAACGGCGUCUGUCGGUGUAAAGGGUCACGUAUUCCAGGCACUGCGAUAUUUGAGAAAUGUUUGUAAUCAUCCGAAACUUGUUCUCACUCCGAAACAUCCUCAAUAUCAAUCGAUUUGCGCCUCAUUACAGCAGCGACAAAUUAAUUUAUCUGACAUUGAACUUGGAGCAAAAUUACCGGCGUUAAAGCAAUUGUUACUCGAUUGUGGUAUUGGACAAACGCAACAGCAAUUGAAUCGUAAUUUAAAUAUGGCCAAUGAUGGCCAACAACAACCGCAACAAUUAGUGAGUCAGCAUCGUGCGCUGAUAUUUUGUCAAUUAAAAGUAAUGUUAGACAUUGUUGAGAAAGAUUUACUUCGUGUUCAUUUGCCAACUGUCACGUAUUUAAGAUUAGAUGGAAGUAUACCGCCUGCCCAGAGGCAUUCGGUCGUUGCGCGAUUUAAUGCCGAUCCUUCUAUUGAUGUACUUCUAUUGACAACACAAGUCGGUGGACUUGGAUUAAAUUUAACUGGAGCUGAUACUGUUAUUUUUGUUGAACACGACUGGAAUCCAAUGAAAGACUUACAGGCAAUGGAUCGUGCUCAUCGAAUUGGUCAGAAGAAAGUCGUAAAUGUCUAUCGACUAGUCACAAGAUCAACAGUUGAAGAGAAAAUUAUGGGUCUUCAGAAAUUCAAAUUAUUAACUGUCAACACUGUUAUUUCCACGGAUAAUGCUUCUUUACAAACAAUGGGCACUGAACAGAUUUUGGACCUCUUCUCCUUGGACAAUGGUAAAGAAAAGAAAUCUGAACGCAGCGGCGAUGCUACAUCAAAGGUUAGUGGAGUUCCUGGAGUUAGUCGUACAAUUCUUGAAAUUCUUCCCGAACUUUGGGAACAACAACAAUAUGAUGAUGAGUAUGAUCUUGAUGCGUAUUUGUCUACUUUAAAAGGAGACAUUCAAUUUUAAUUUCUUGUAUAUUAUAAUCAAAAAAAGAAUUUGAGACUAAAAGGUUUUAAAGAUGUGAAUUAAACCUCUGUAAAAGUACUCCAUCACUUCAAUUCUAAAUAAUACCAAAAACAAAAAUGUAUUAGUUAGAUUGAAAAAGAAAUAAUUUGAUAUAAAAAGAAAAUGGAGUAUGUUUACAAAUUACGAUAAAAACUAUAUUUAUACUAGAAAGAAACUUUUUAAUAUUAAAAAAGUAUCUUCUAUCUGAAGAAAUAUUUAUUUUGAAAAAUUUGUUAAAAUAUUGAUAAAGUGUUAAAAAAAGUUGUUUUGAGUUUAAUUCACAUCUUGAAUAAAAUGGAUACGUUCGAUUCCAUUUUUUUCCAUUAUAUAUAUUUUUUGCCACUUGUUUAGUUUCCUAUUUCUUAAAACGAAUACUCUAUUGUAGGUUUAGUUUUGUCUCAAGUCUGAUAUAAUAUUUGUAAAUUUUUCUUUUUUUUCUGUUGUUGAAACGCGCAAAAAGGUAGCGAAUAAGAAACAAGUUUGUAGUACAACGAAUCGACUUAAUUCAAAUUAAAGACAUGCCUUUUAGCGCCGAAUAACACAAGCGAUUAGACUAAAAUUUAUAAAUCAUUAAUUAAACGUAAGUUCUUUCAUUAUUUAUAUUAACUUAUCAAAAAAAAAAGAAUUUCAAUAUACUUAUUAUUUGUACCAAAAAAAAGUCUUCUUUUUGCCUAAUUUACUUGCCCUUGUUUAUUUUUUAUUAACUUAUCAAAAAAAAAAAAAAAAGAAUUUCAAUAUACUUAUUAUUUGUACCAAAAAAAGUCUUCUUUUUGCCUAAUUUACUUGCCCUUGUUUAUUUUCAAAUGAGAAAAAAAAUCCAUGCCUUCCAUCGACAAUAUACCUAGUUUUACUUAAAGAGUUGACUUGGUUUGAACAUUUAUAGGUUGUAUUGAAACAAUUUCGAAAUAAUUAUCUUGAAAAAUGUAUUUAUUUUCAAAAUGAAUUCUAUUAAAAACUAUUUAUUUAUACAAUUAUUGAAAAAUUGUCUUCAUUCGUUUGGAAAAAAGGUGGGAGAAACGUGUAACGAUGAAGAAUAUGUUAAAUUACAAUUAGAAAAACAUGAUUUUUGAGUUGAUGGUUCAUUUUUUUUUUUUUUUUUGAAGAUUUUUCCUUUUUUUGAAAAUGAAACGUCUAUAAUUUGGAUUUAUACUGAGGAUCUAAAUUUCCUGCGGCGAAAAUAUUUUGCGGAUCCAAAUGAGUUUUUGCAGCGCGAUAAA